GGCGUCGAACCUGUGUUUACUUCCGGAUUUCCUGUAUAUGGCAGAGCUUGCAAACAGCCGCUCCACUUGCCCUACGAGCUCCGCGAGAGCCCCGUGGCCCGAUCCGACCCGAGACCGUGUCCGGUGGAGCGCGAUGCUUCGGUGACCGGAGAGCCGCCACACAGCGGGCAGAUUACCGUCAGCGCAGCUUCACACGGAGAGGCUCCUUCUGCCACCCUUCGCCAAACGUCAAAGUCAAUGCGGUCCUCGCUCUCAGCGCCGGAGCUCAUCCGCCUCUCACGCGCCGAACAUUAACGCGCUUCCGUUCGCCGAACACGAGAACCGGAGAUUAAACACAACCGAGAGCCGAGCCACACUCCCAGUUACCGGGAUACAGCGACGGGGACAGGAUCUGUCUCUUUCAUCAUCAUGGACUGGUUCAUGGGGAAGGGCAAGGGGAAGCCCAAUGGAAAGAAGCCGCCCGCCGAGGAGAAGAAGCUUUACCUGGAGGCAGAAUACACCAAAGUAAGAGUCGUCGACUUCGACCUCAAGGAGCUGGUGGUCUUGCCCAGAGAGAUCGACCUGAACGAAUGGCUCGCGUGCAACACCACGACGUUCUUCAACCUCAUCAACCUGCAGUACAGCACGAUCUCUGAGUUCUGCACCGGAGACACGUGUCCGGCCAUGACCGCCUGCAGCACGACGUACUUCUGGUAUGAUGAGAAAGGGAAGAAGACGAAGUGCACAGCGCCGCAGUACGUGGAUUUCGUCAUGAGUUCAGUUCAGAAGCUGGUGACCGACGAGGACAUCUUUCCCACCAAAUACGGUAAAGAGUUCCCCAACACCUUCGACUCGCUGGUGAAGAAAAUCUGCAGGUAUCUCUUCCACGUUCUGGCCCACAUCUACUGGUCCCACUACAAGGAGACGGUGGCCAUGGACCUGCACGGACACCUAAACACACUCUACACACACUUCGUGGUAUUUAUAAGGGAAUUCAAUCUGAUGGACCCCAAGGAGACGUUGAUAAUGGAGGACCUGACGGAGGCGCUGUGCACGCCGCUGCCCCCUCAGCCACAGAACCACGUGACGGAGAGAUGAGUCCGGCCAAGGACUGCUGGGACUCACAGACCUGAACACUGCUCUUUAGGACCCAGUCGGGAG
Molecule: messenger RNA, 1140 nt
Organism: Carassius auratus (goldfish)
Lineage: Eukaryota; Metazoa; Chordata; Actinopteri; Cypriniformes; Cyprinidae
Product: MOB kinase activator 2-like
Exons: 5
Coding region: 409-1077 (222 amino acids)
Source: RefSeq, a predicted model, not a curated record